GUAGGAUUUAUACUGUGAUUGAUUCAUGUUUCUUCUUUAAUCUAAUCGAGGGUGAGUAACAGAUGUUCUAUCAGAGCGAAGUUGAACACACAUUGAUAUUGCCCCCCCGCCUCCUCGGUCUCAAACUAGAGGAAGCUAUCAAGGAAGAGCUUGAGGGCCUCUUCGUGGACAAGGUUAUUCCAAAAUUAGGGCUUUGUAUCUCUGUUUAUGACAUUCGCUCCAUUCAUGGUGGUUUUAUUCUCCCGCGAGACGGCGCAUCCACUUAUACGGUGAAAUUCAGACUGAUAAUGUUUCGCCCAUUUGUGGGAGAAGUCAUAGCAGCAAGGCUGAAGGAAUCCACUGAGAAUGGUUUACGUUUAUCGCUCGGGUUUUUUGAUGACAUAUAUGUACCUGCUGCUCUGUUGCCAAGUCUUUCAGAGUUUAAACCUGACCCAAAAAUGCAAAACCAGAAAAGGUGGUUCUGUUACUCCGAUGAAGAUUUGGUCGUUGAUGAUGAAAAUGAGAUUCGAUUCCGAGUUCACACUGUUAGCUACCCUCCAAUGCCUCUCAACCAAGAUAAAGCAUCCAAGCCAUUUGCACCAAUGUUAAUUACGGGAAUGCUUGAUGCGGAUGGCUUAGGACCCGUUCCGUGGUGGGAAUGAUUUGUCUCCCCUAGCUAGUGUCGUCUUCAUCGAGUGUUAUGGUUAUAUCAUUGCAAGUUAUAGAAGCAAUUCUGAAGAUUUUAGUUGAGAAGUAAUUGAAUUGUUUUCUCCUUUUCAUGUUUCAAAUAAUAAUAGUGUUUGUUUUUAUUUACAGUGGGUUAAUUUCAAAGUGUUCGGAAUUGUAGAAUUCUACAUACAUAACCCAUGCACAUUUAUCACCCCUUGGUAUUUGCAUUCACAACUUUAUGGAAUGAAACCUCGCCAAGUCCCUCAUCCUCUAAGAAUAUUGUUUUUGAAUUGUCCCAAAAUAAUUUUUUAAAUACAGU
This is a messenger RNA of Cuscuta campestris, 967 nucleotides long. The record is from the annotation of a GenBank genome assembly. Lineage: Eukaryota; Viridiplantae; Streptophyta; Magnoliopsida; Solanales; Convolvulaceae.